AUGAAUGCUGUCAGGUCUGCGCGCCCAAGGGCUGCGGUGAACGCAGCAGUUGCCCGCCUCGCCACCAGCAGCAGAGGCAGGAAAAUUGUCCGAGAUCCCAGAAAAGCAAAGCAACGGCCGCGGGCCUCAACGGCACUCGAGGAAGUGCGAGAAGAAGAGCGCGCUCCAGCCCCACCGAAGUUCCAGCCCUUUCUUCAGCAAGACCCCGCGCCGCAGAGCUUCGGGAGCAGCAUGCUGCAGUCCAUGACGUGGGGUGUUGGCAUGGCUCUGGCAUUUACCGCCGUGGGCAUGAUGUUCCGGUGAAAACACCAGACCCUCGCCGAAAGACUUGCACGCAUCCAACUCUGUUGCUCUGUGGGCGUCAUCGGAUAGCACGGCACCUCCAACAAGGCGCGAAGUGGCUGAUGUUUCGCCCCGUGUGUUCCCAUAGAAAAAGGCCGCUCCCUGUGGUAAUCAGGCCGUCCAAGGUGUUCGAGGCGCAUCCAGAUCUGAUGAUUUUCACGCUCGCAGGAGAAUUUGUACCGGGUGGUUCUAGAGGGGGGGGGGGUUGAGGGAUAAGAAGGGAAGCGGACACAAACGGCGGCGGGAGGCAAGUUCGCCUUGCUCGGUAAAGGCGUGGUGCGACCCCCGCCCAUGGUUCUCGUUGCGUGGCCGCGGCGACGCAGGGUGAGUAGUCGGGGAUGUCGCGUCCCCAUACAAGGCGCGUUCCCUCUACACUGUUUGGGAUGAGGCCAUCCAAGGCGCUCGAGGCGCAUCCAGUUUUGAUGUCCCGGCAGGAACUUUCUCGCAAGCUCGAAAAGAUUACGUACCGGAUGGUUCUAAAGGUUUUUUUUUAGGGAUAUAAAGGGAAGCGGG
This is a messenger RNA of Ectocarpus siliculosus, 855 nucleotides long. The record is from the annotation of a GenBank genome assembly. Lineage: Eukaryota; Phaeophyceae; Ectocarpales; Ectocarpaceae.